AGAUCUGUAGCACAAGUGAUACCGCUAGUGCGGAGCGUCUUAUUCCAGCAGAACCUGCGCACCUGACCCAUCACCUGAAUGGAGCAGCACUCGUGUUCUUCAUUGGUCGUACAGGAGAGUGUAGAGUUGAAGACAAAGAAAGAGGAGGAGCCGCACACCGAGGGUCAUGCGACCCCCAUAAAGUGCGAAUACAUCACAUUUUCUGAUGAUGGUUUGUUAGUGGUCACAGCUGACCAUGUAGAGAUGAAGACAGAGGCGCAGGGUACUGAGGAACAAGUGACCACAUUAAAGAUAGAAACAUCCCCUAACAAUGGUUUUCCUGUAGUUGUACCAGAAAGUUGUGAGAUGAAGACGGAGAUAAAAAACAGAGACACUGAAGAUCACAUAGAAGAUGAUACAUGCCCUGUGGAUGGUUUUCCUGACAUUAUAGAGGUGAAGUCGGAACCAGACGAGCCAGUUAAUGAGGAUCACAUAACCACAGUAAAUCAUGUGACUGUUAUAUCCGCAGAUGAUGAAAACAGCAUGAAUUAUACACACCAACAGCAGAGAGCCAUAAGAACUGAACUUAUACCCCAUGACCCAAGUUUAAUGAGAGCUAAUGACUAUACACGAAUAUUGGGUGGAUCCGAGGAGACUUUGCAAGAUGCCUUUGGAAAACAUACAGAUGCAAAGACUCUGAAUAACUUCAAACCAAAUGAAAAUCAACUAUUAUCUCAUCAAUGGAUUCCCAGAGACGAUAAACCUUUCAAAUUAAAUGACUGUUCAAAAGAUUUUAGUCAGAAGGAAAGUCCUCAGUCACAGGAAAUGAUUCACACCGGGGAGAAAUCAUUCAUAUGUUCAGAAUGUGGGAAAAGCUGCACAGGCAUGUCAGCGCUCCUCAUUCACCAAAGGAGUCACACAGGGGAGAGGUUAUACAUGUGCACAGAGUGUGGCAAAUAUUUUACACAGAAAAGUAAUCUCACAGCUCAUGAAAGGAUCCACACAGGCGAGAGACCAUAUGCGUGUACUGAUUGCGGCAAAAGUUAUUCGCGGAAGGCUGAUCUUCAAGGGCACCAAAUGCUUCACACAGGGGAAAAGCCUUACUCAUGUACAGAGUGUGGGAAAAGCUUCACCUAUAAGUCAGUUCUCAUAAACCACCAAAAUAUUCACACAGGGGUGAAACCUUUCACAUGUACAGAGUGCGGGAAAAGCUUUGCAGGCAGGUCAGGUCUGCUAAUUCACCAAUCAGUUCACACACAAGGGAAUCCUUUUACAUGUAGAGAAUGUGGUUAUAGUUUUACAGAGAAGUCAGACUUCCUAAAACACCAGAGUAUUCAUACAAGAAAAAAGCAGUACAUAUGCCCUGAGUGCGGGAAAUGUUUCACACAAAAAAGUAGUCUCGUAACUCAUGAAAGGGUCCACACAGGGGAGAAACCAUUCACUUGUACAGACUGUGGGAAAUGUUUUUCAGGCAAGUCAGUUCUCUUAAAACACCAAAAUAUUCACACAGGGUUAAAACCUUUCACAUGUAUAGAGUGUGGUAAAAGCUUUGCAGGGAAGUCUGGUCUCUUAAAGCACCAAAUGAUUCAUACAGGAGAGAAGCCAUUUACAUGUUCAGAGUGUGGGAAAUGUUUUGCACAAAAGAUUAAUCUAACAUAUCAUGAAAGGAUUCACACAGGGGAGAAACCAUUUACUUGUAAAGAAUGUGGUAAAAGUUUUUCAUGGAAGUCCGUUCUCCUCAGACACCAAACAUUUCACACAAGAGAGAAGCCUUUUACAUGUACCGAAUGUGGAAAAAGUUUUGCAUACCAAUCAGGUCUCCAAAAACACCAAAAAAGUCACACAGGGGAGCGACCAUUCAUAUGCACAGAAUGUGGAAAAAGCUUUUUAGAGAAGGCGUUUCUCUUAACUCACUUAAAUAUUCAUGCAGGGUUAAAACCUUAUUCUUGUACGGAGUGUGGGAAAUGUUUUACACAAAAUGCUCAUCUUCGAACCCACCGUCGGAUACAUACGCCAGUGAAAUCAUUCACAGGUGCACAAUAUGAAAACAAUAUUAUGCUAAAUGGUCAUCACUUGAACAGUUAACCUCAUUAUUAAAGUGGCUCCUGAAAUUUUGUCCCCAAUUUUACCCCCAUUGUGCAGAGGGCAUCAUCCAUGUGUCUUAUGUAUUUGAUGUUAAGGCUUGAUUCUCAAAAACUCUCUAGUCUAGGGUGAAAUUAUCAUGGAGACAUCACAGCGGCUGAACUCAUUGACUUCUCUAAGUAAAAGGGCAGCACCUCAAACUCCCAGAGAGAUAAGUGAUUCGUUUCAUAGGAAGUAAUGAGGCUGUGUGGGAUCACAGGGGAUAGUGAGGUUAAUAGAAUAGCACCCAUUGAACUGAUAUGUUUUUGCUACAGUUUUAUUUUUUUAAUUAAAAUUUUAUUGAGAUAAUCAAAAUGACAACAUGGGUACACUGACAUCAAUAUAAUAAACACGGUAUCUUGCUAUAUACAUCAUGUUAAAGUCCAAAUAGUUUCAUCGUGAAAUAUAGGAAGCCAUGGAACCGAAAUUAUCCAUGCCAUCAGAAAUUACAAUAACAAGAGAAAGUAUAAUCAUAAGGUUGAGUCUUUAGGCUAUAACAAUCUUUUCUCGUAUAGCAGUACAAUUUUUCAUAUUUAAUACGAAUAGAUGUACGAAUGCACACCUAUAGCUGAGAGCAAGAAUGCAGAUCUCAGCAAGAAGUAUGCAUAGAAAGCGGAAGAGAAGGGAGGGGGAAGUAAGAAAGAAGAAGAGUGUCAGAGACAGAGGAGGGGUGGGGAAGGAGGAAGAAAAAAAAUAAUAAAAAUAAAAUGCCCCAGGCGUUCCAUUACUGCAAGCCCCUACCGAAGAAUAAGAGCAUUUAUGGUUCUUAGGUUAUAUCUGUUUUUCCCAUAAUGCUAGCAUCAUCUCGUGUUCCUCUAACCUAUGUGUUUUUAGAUAGUGAUACCUCUCCAGCAAUAGGAGAUCAUCAACCGCUGAUCUCCAUUCCCCAGCAGAAGGGAUUCUUUGGGUUUUCCAAAACCUCGGGAUAAGUUUUUUAGCCGCGGUGAGCAUAAUUAGCAACAACGGCUGUUUGCCCAUACCCGACAACUUGGGAAGAGAGACAAGCAGAAGGGUGUUUGGAUCGUGACCUAUCUGUGUUCCCAAUAUCUCCGACAUCUCUGUUAAUAUGUCUUGCCAGUAAUCUGUCAGCCGAGGAUCCCUCUCCCCCACAACCCCUCCAACAGGUGUUACUGAGCGUGGGAUAUAUCUUGUGCAAGCGAGAUGGGCUUAGAUACCAUCUACAAAGAAGCUUAAUAUGUAUUUCCUGUGUCACCGCUGAAACAGAGGUUUUUUUAGUUAAUCUAAAGGCUUGAAGCCAAGCUUCGUCUUCCAGAUUGUAAUCCAGCUCUUUCUUCCAUGAGUAUGUGUAUGGCGGAAGGUUGGAUGGGACAGGGUUGUUAAGUAUUUUAUAUAGUUUCGAUAUUAAAUGCGCCGGGGUCACCUGCACGGUGCAUAGAUCUUCGAAAAGCGUUAGUUUUCUGCCUAGAUCCUCCCUAUUUUUAUGAUGAGUGAUGAAGUGAAUCAAUUGAUGGUAGUGUAACCAGGAGGAGAAAAUUCCCCCAUGGGAUUCCUCCAAUUCAGACUAAGAUUUUGUUCUUCCAUCUUUCGUGGUGGAGAAUGCCGUCCCUGUUCUCAGGCUAUAAGGUUGUACCUUGGAGAAACCCAAUCGAGAGUAAGGGAGAUCUGGUUGUUCAAUAAUUGUGGUAAGAGGGUUUUUGCUACAGUUUAACUUUUAUUUGCUGCUAGUGUAGUAACAUUACUUUUCUGUUAGUUAAAUAAGAGUAUAAUAAAUUAUGUGCAAAUGGCACAAAGCUGGUUAGAACAUGCUUAGAGAAUAUAAUAAGGUCUGUGAGAGAGUUUCAGACACAUAUACAGAGCUCCCCUGUCACUCACCUUUCUUUGAAACUGUCAGGAGCAAUACCAAGUGCAAUGUAAUUUGUAAAAGGUACACAGAAAUAUACACAGUAUGAUCUUAAUUUGUUAAAGUUACUCGGAAACAUUCAAAGCCAAUCAGAAUUUGUAAAAGCUCAAUCUUAUGUACACCAUUGUAUACAGAAUCUAAAUAGCAUUAAACACAAAAUAGAAAGCACAAAGCUUAAAAGUAAUACAACUUAAUAGAUAACAUCUAGUCUAAAGUAUAUUAAAAUACGAAGCACAAAAUGUAAAUGUAACAAAACUCUCAUGUCAUGAAGUGCUGUAUUGUACUGAGCUUGUCUCUCUGUCAAAUCCAGUAAUGCAGAGAAUGCCCCUUGGAAAGAGACAGCAAAAUUUGCCUUUCUACAAUCUUGUGAAGGACAUCACAAUGCUUUAGAUAAUCUCAUAUAAGCAGAGAGCUUUCAAGAAUUGGGCCCUUUGUACCAUCUGUGAUUGCCGUUGUUUGGUUCAUGUCACAUAUUGUGAGGAAUUGUCCAAUAACAUAAUUACUUUAUUGUUUUUACUGAAGGGAUUAUGUGACCUCAUUUACUCUACUCUAAGAUACAGAUAAUUAUUAUAUUUUAUUUUAAAGAGGGGAAUCUGGCUUUACUAAUGAUAGGUCACAUAUCUCUCAUUAGGAUAAGGUGAUCAGUAGAGUAACCACCUGCAGCCCUAGUCACCAGGGAUAUCUUUUAUGGUGCGGUACCUUAGAAAGGAAUGAGACCAACAUUUGAAAGAAGGAACUCCCUCAUUAAUAUAAGACAUUACAUGUUUCUAGUAAGAUGUAGAUUAUCACUGUGGUAAUGGCGAUCACUUGCAGAACUGGACAAUAUUUUUAUAAUAAAGGAAGGGGGUUGUGGAAGUCAGAUAUCCAACUCUUAAAAGAUAGAUCAUGCAUACUUAUAUAUACAAGGUUAUUGCUGUAGGUAUAGCUCCUGUCUUGUAGAUGAAAUUUAUAACCAAAAGGUGGCACGUGAUGCCUCUUUUACAAGAAGUCAAGUACCAAUAGCUAUUAGAUCCGAAUUGAAUUUACCAGAGAUAAACACUAGUAUAGAGAAAUUAUCACAAACGUAUGGAAUCUCCUCUGCCAUCCUCCCAAAAAAGUAUAGCUGGGCAUGUUCCACUUUUGGAUGAGACCACCCUCUUUAAAUUGAGUGCUAUUGCAAUUAAAUUUAUAUUGGCAAGAAAACUCAAACUUUUUGUCUAAGCUGGGGGAGUUAGGAAGCUCUAAAACUUCCCCUAACCAAUGGAAAUUAGUUAUCUUUCAAAAAGUAGGGUUUUUUUUGUGUAAAAAUUAUUUGGUAAGCCUUUAUAUCAUGAUAUAUCAGUGUGAAUUGUGUGUAUGUUUUUAAUGUACUUUUUGCUGUACUAACUGGGUUUAACUAGAGAAAAGAAUGUGUAUCUAAUGAUAGAGAUAAGAAAUGUAUAUAUUGUAAAUAUAAAAAAUACUAAAGUCAUCCUUCACUAAAGUAAUUUUGUGUAAAUUUAAAUUAUACCUAUUGUUCCAUGGUUUGAUAUUUUAUUCCUGCUUGUUUAUUCAAGUGGAAGAUAAAAACAAAAAUCUGUUUCAAUCAUA
Messenger RNA from Bombina bombina (fire-bellied toad), 5530 nucleotides. Its product is annotated as gastrula zinc finger protein XlCGF26.1-like. The record is from RefSeq and is a predicted model, not a curated record. Gene Ontology annotation, cellular component: nucleus. Gene Ontology annotation, molecular function: RNA polymerase II cis-regulatory region sequence-specific DNA binding; DNA-binding transcription activator activity, RNA polymerase II-specific. Gene Ontology annotation, biological process: regulation of transcription by RNA polymerase II. The transcript has 6 exons. The coding region runs from base 79 to 2064 and encodes 661 amino acids. NCBI's taxonomy places the organism in Eukaryota, Metazoa, Chordata, Amphibia, Anura, Bombinatoridae.